Amphiprion ocellaris (clown anemonefish) is the source of this 1380-nucleotide messenger RNA. RefSeq names its product mitochondrial rRNA methyltransferase 2 (gene mrm2). The coding region runs from base 30 to 743 and encodes 237 amino acids. Gene Ontology annotation, cellular component: mitochondrion. Gene Ontology annotation, molecular function: rRNA (uridine-2'-O-ribose)-methyltransferase activity. The transcript has 2 exons. Gene Ontology annotation, biological process: RNA methylation. NCBI's taxonomy places the organism in Eukaryota, Metazoa, Chordata, Actinopteri, Pomacentridae. The record is from RefSeq and is a predicted model, not a curated record.
UGCACACGUGACCCUGCGCAGUGAAAACAAUGUCGCUGUCCUGUGUUCAGAGGAGAUGUUUCCACUCAGCCGCGUGUUUGCUGAAGAAGCGUAAAACUGCGGCAGAGCAGCGCUGGGUGCUUCGGCAGCUCAGAGACCCGUACGUCAAAGCCUCUCACGCACAGAACUUCCGGUGCAGAAGCGCCUUCAAGCUGCUGGAGAUAGAUGACAAGUUCAGACUGCUGCAGCCCGGAUUCAGUGUGGUGGACUGUGGGGCUGCACCCGGAGCCUGGAGCCAGGUGGCCGUCCAGAGGGUCAACUCAGCCGGGACAGAUCCGGCGUUACCACGUGGUACUGUUGUCGGCAUUGAUCUGCUGUACAUCCCGCCACUGGACGGCGCCCACUUCCUGUCCAGCCAGGAUGUCACAGACCCGUCCACGCACGCCAAGCUGCUGGAGCUGCUCCCCAACCGCCAGGCUCACGUCAUGCUGAGCGACAUGGCUCCCAACGCCAGCGGUUUCCGAGACAUGGACCACGAGAAACUCAUCACAAUGUGUCUGUCUUUGAUAGACUUGGCCGAGAAGGUUUUACAGCCUCAGGGUUCUCUGCUUUGUAAAUACUGGGACGGGAUCCUGACUCGGAGACUCCAGGAGAAACUCUCGAGCGUGUUCGGCGGCGUUCGGACUUUAAAGCCGCAAGCAAGCAGGAAGGACUCAGCUGAGAGAUACUUCCUCGCUACGAUGUACAGAAAGCCAAUGAAGUGAUGCCUUUAAUUUCUCUAAUAUCUGCUGGCUUUCUGAUGAAGAGCUUCACUGAAUGCCUUUGAUCAAAAGGUGGCACUGUUGAGGCAUCGGUGAACCCCACUGCUCCAGGCACACACACAUUAAACACUGUGAUGCUGAUUUUUAUCCCUGCAAACUUAACACAGUAGCAGCAGCGAAUCAGUAAUAUGUAGACCUAUGCGAGCAUCAGUGUGAUAUUCCUCAAGAGCCCGAUGCUGUGUUUUCUCUGAAGUUAUUGUUUGCCCCAAGUGUUUGUUCUACACACUCGGUUUGGUAUUUGCUUUGUUCCAAAAAGUAAUUUACCACUGGUGCUUGUGCUAAUAAUUUGCACUGCCAGCCAUGUAGAAAUAUGUAAUCAUUCUCUCAUUGAGAGCUUACGAAGGGAAAAAAAACUAAUACAUAAGAGUCACAUACAGUAUGACUAAUGGGAAGUGGGAUGAUACUGAGGCUUGGCACGCUCACAAGUGUUGUUGGGCUCUGCUGUCUGACAGUAGAAACAUGUCCGUUUCCUGGGCAAAUAUUUUUUAAAUGAAGAAAAUUCUAUUUAUUGCAUUUGAACCUGUGAUUUUUGAUGUUGCACCACUGCUGAUUAAGAAUAAAAAGACAUUUUAUAAGCAUA